Messenger RNA from Huiozyma naganishii CBS 8797, 1500 nucleotides. RefSeq names its product Gat1p (gene GAT1). Gene Ontology annotation, molecular function: RNA polymerase II cis-regulatory region sequence-specific DNA binding; DNA-binding transcription factor activity, RNA polymerase II-specific; zinc ion binding. Gene Ontology annotation, biological process: positive regulation of transcription by RNA polymerase II; negative regulation of transcription by RNA polymerase II. The coding region runs from base 1 to 1500 and encodes 499 amino acids. The record is from RefSeq and is a predicted model, not a curated record. NCBI's taxonomy places the organism in Eukaryota, Fungi, Ascomycota, Saccharomycetes, Saccharomycetales, Saccharomycetaceae. The transcript has a single exon.
AUGUCUGCUCUCUCGUAUAGCUUGAAGUACUUUCAAGACCAUGCACAGCCAACAACAGCGACCACAGUGGCAAUGCCCGGUGGCGGGCCAGGGGAUGGGGCUGUCCCUGCUGAGAGUAACAGGAAAGUGCUGGAUGCUUUCGUGAAAUUGGAUGACUCGUUGGUCACUACCAAUAUCCUGCCAGAUUCAUCUCGUGCCUCGUCUGGCACUUGCACCGCGUACCCAAAUAUAGAUGACUCGGUGGAUAUCUGGAAACUGUACACUAGAGCCAAGAAAAAUUUACCAGAGAGUCAACGUAUCUUGAACAUGUCCUGGAGACUUCAAGGUGUUAGAAGACGGAUUGGUGUUCACGAAGGGGUGGUGAGUGAUGACGGUAUGGCACGGCUGGCUCUGCUGCCCUCUCAAUUACAGACAGCAAAGUACGAGAAUGCUGUGGAGACCGAAGAGGUGGGUGGUGCUCACGCGAUACCAAUAUCCACAAUGCACACUGACCCGGUGGACAACUACAGUAAACAGCAUUCUAUAUUCCAUUCGUACCACGAGGACGCAUUGCAGUCGUUCAACGAACGCGAGUUGUCCAGCUCAAUACCUUUCGGCCCCUCCUUCUCGGAUAAACAGCAACAAUUGGGGUCCUCGCAUGCAACUGCAGACCUCGACAUGAAUGACUUGACUGGCUUCAAUAAUUCAGAGUACUUCAGCUCAUCGAUACCGAACGACCCGCACCAGGGUAACAGCAUGUUCAUCGACAACGACAACAUCACAUUCAAAACGGAGUUCGAUCUCGAUAUAAACGACAUGGACUCUUCGAACAUGGUCUGCGACCCAGCGGACCGCUCGGAAUCAGCAGACCCAUCACUGUACAACAACGAUACCUCGUCGCCAACAUCGUCCACAGCAACGACAAACACCCUCCGCAACACUUCAAGCAUCAACAUCCCGCAAUUCUCCUCCUCCGUGAACCACUACCAGCAACCCACGGCGGUCCGUAACGCCAAUAACAACAAUCUUCACCCUGCACAUCUCUCGUCGUUUCUGUCCACAAACGGUGGGCCGGGACAAGGGAACAUAACGUUCUCGCUACCAACCUCUGAACUGAUGAGGGCGCGUCAGACACCCUUGUCGGCAAGCACAACUCCUAUGCCACCAACGGUCAAGAAGAGGCCCACACAGAGGAAGAACUCGUCAGCGAGACUGAUCACACCACCACAGGAUAAGAUCCGGUGUUCAAACUGUCAGACGCAUAACACACCCCUAUGGAGGAAGGACGCGGAGGGUAACUCGCUGUGUAAUGCGUGUGGUCUUUUCUUGAAGUUGCACGGUGUGAUGAGGCCACUGUCCUUGAAGACAGAUGUCAUUAAGAAAAGACAGCGUAACUCGAAUAACCAGGGCAACGGCGGGAACACCGCGCGGAACGAGUUCAACGCGAAGAAAAAUUACAGCGUGAAGAAAGUAGGGAGUAAAGAGAAACUGAACCUCGACUGGUUGAACCUGAACCUGUGA